GCACAACCUUCUCUUUGCAGGCGCAUAAUGGACAGAUUGUAAAAAUCACGGACUGUUUCAGAUUUGUGUGAGUCGCAAAAAUAGUGUCUUUGCCGUGGAUACUCCUUUAAAAUCUUAGAUGACCCCAACUGUCCAUUUCUCAAGAAGAAAAGCAUUCAGCAGGCGGGUGAAGUAGCAGCACAAUACAGCGCCCUAGCGCCCAUACCAGGCUGUUUUAUUAUAUACACACACACACACUCUCUCUCUGAUGUGAGCAAGCUGGCGGGUACUCCAUAACAAACAUCCGGACACUUUCUUCCACCGCCACUGCAAUGGACGGCCAUAUCAACAUCGAUCAUCAUCAACCGACGGCAGCAACGGCACAGGAUGCGUCCGAUGGGCGCGGCUCGCGGAAACGCUGGCAAAAGAUGCCCGCCGACGCUAGCAGCUCUCCACAUCCGUCCUAUGGGACAACCGAUUCCAUCCCGCAAGUGACAAUACGUGAUACAAGCAGCCGGGGACGAGCGGGUCCAUCGCGAGGCUCCCCUUCUGGCAACAGCUCCCGGCAGCGGCAACAGCAGCAGCAGGAACAGGAGCAGGCGUUGAAUGAGGAGGAAGGACUCAAAUAUGGUGCGCAACAUGUGAUAAAGCUGUUCGUUCCAGUGACCCUUUGCAUGAUGGUCGUGGUGGCCACAAUUAGCUCGAUUAACUUUUAUACCAUCAAGGAUGUGUACCUCGUCUACACGCCGUUUCACGAACUAACGGACGACACGGGCACAAAGAUAUGGAAUGCUCUCGCAAACUCGCUAAUCCUGAUGACGGUGAUCGUCAUCAUGACCAUACUGCUCAUCGUCCUGUACAAGCACCGCUGCUACAAGGUGAUCCACGGUUGGCUGAUCCUGUCCUCCCUGCUGCUGCUGUUUCUGUUCAGUGGCCUUUAUCUGUUUGAAAUUCUGCGAGCGUACAACGUCCCGAUGGAUUGGUUUACGGCCGGGCUGCUUGUGUGGAACUUUGGUGUGGUGGGCAUGAUCUCAAUCCACUGGCAGGGUCCGCUCCGGUUACAGCAAGGCUAUCUGAUCUUUGUGGCCGCACUGAUGGCACUGGUGUUUAUCAAGUAUCUUCCAGAAUGGACAACGUGGGCUGUACUAGCUGUGAUAUCAAUUUGGGAUCUAAUUGCCGUACUUACCCCUAAGGGGCCUUUGCGAAUUUUGGUCGAAACGGCGCAGGAGCGUAACGAGCAAAUCUUUCCAGCUCUAAUUUAUUCAUCAACCAUCAUGUAUUCCUACCUCGGCACACACACGGAUCCGGAUCGUGCGGCACCGUUGUCUGGCGAGCGGACCAUCGGCACUGGGCCGGGUAGCGCUGGCGGAGGCAGCCGACAGGCUGGUGGGUACGGUGCAGUCAAUAACCACGGCCCAACGCAAACCGGAGCAACCGUAGAAGGUAUGCGGCUGGUUGCCAUUCCCAAUGAUAGAACGCAUGAUUUGCCCAGGGAUCAGACGGCCGGCUUUACGCAGGAUUGGGCGGCAACGGCUAACCAAAGAGUAACGAGGCGGCAAAUUGAGGUGCAGGCUAACAUUGCCAACAAUCCGUCCCGGCCCGAGUACCGUACUGUCACGGCAGAGGCAACCCGCGCAGGACAGGAUCCGCAGCUCGGUGGUGCUCUGUAUGACCAGGCGGAAGAAAGAGGCAUUAAGCUUGGGCUAGGUGACUUUAUCUUCUACUCCGUGCUGGUUGGCAAGGCAUCGAGCUACGGCGACUGGAACACCACGAUAGCGUGCUUUGUGGCAAUACUGGUGGGUCUCUGCCUGACGCUGCUGCUGUUGGCCAUCUUUCGCAAAGCAUUGCCGGCACUGCCGAUUUCCAUCUUUUUCGGGCUGAUCUUUUGCUUCGUCACGAGCGUGAUUGUGAAACCGUUCACGGAAGCGCUUACGCUGGAGCAGGUGUUUAUUUAGUUAAUGCAGCAAAACGGGGAUAAGGAAGUUGUAGGUCCGGUUUUUACCGGGUUCAAUGAUUGGAUUAGGGAUUAGGCGCAACAAAACAAACGUGCUCAAAUCCACGCCGAGCCGUGUUUUUCUAGCAUAUCUAGCUCGUUUAUUUAUAUCGUAAUAUUUUAAUAUCGUGUAAUCAAAAAAAAAAAACAA
Anopheles coluzzii is the source of this 2123-nucleotide messenger RNA. RefSeq names its product presenilin homolog (gene Psn). The transcript has 8 exons. The record is from RefSeq and is a predicted model, not a curated record. Lineage: Eukaryota; Metazoa; Arthropoda; Insecta; Diptera; Culicidae. Gene Ontology annotation, molecular function: aspartic endopeptidase activity, intramembrane cleaving. Bases 312 to 1934 code for a protein of 540 amino acids. Gene Ontology annotation, biological process: Notch receptor processing; membrane protein ectodomain proteolysis; protein processing. Gene Ontology annotation, cellular component: lysosomal membrane; growth cone; perinuclear region of cytoplasm.